CAUCGUGUAGAGCUUGUUAAAGUUAAAUUGAUAAAUAGUAGAUAUAUUGUGGAAAUAUAUUACAUAUAAUAACUUAGUUUACCAUGGGUGUUCCGAAAUUCUUUCGCUACAUUAGCGAACGUUUCCCAUGUUUGAGUGAGCUUCUUCGCGAAAAUCAGGUGCCGGAAUUCGACAACCUGUAUCUCGACAUGAACGGCAUCAUUCACAACUGUUCGCAUCCAAACGAUGCGGAUGUAACGUUUCGAAUAUCGGAAGAGAUGAUUUUUGAGGGAGUCUUUCAUUACGUGGAGUAUCUCUUCAAGAUGAUUCGACCACAGAAAGUGUUCUUCAUCGCCGUCGAUGGGGUGGCACCGCGCGCCAAAAUGAACCAACAGCGUGGGCGUCGCUUUCGCUCGGCGGACGAAGCGCAACAACAACUGAAAAACGCGAUCGAAAAGGGUGAAGAAAUCCCUUCUGGCGAUCGAUUCGAUAGCAACUGCAUCACACCGGGAACGGCGUUUAUGGUUCGCUUACAAAAAGCGUUAGAACAUUUUAUUCAGGUGAAAAUAGCUACAGAUGUAUUGUGGAAGGCUUGUACCGUCAUUUUAAGCGGUCAUGAGACCCCGGGGGAAGGUGAGCAUAAAAUUAUGGAAUACAUUCGGCACGCUAAAGCCCAGCCCGGUUUUAAUCCGAAUACUCGCCACUGCCUCUACGGUCUCGAUGCGGACCUUGUAAUGCUUGGGCUUUGCACCCACGAACGGUAUUUUUCAUUGCUCCGUGAGGAGGUUAAGUUUGGGAAAAAUGACAAGAAAACCACCGUUCUGAAGGACAUUAGAUUUUAUUUACUCCACCUGACGCUUCUAAGCGAAUACCUGGAGCUAGAGUUUGCUAGCAUCCGUGAUAAGCUAUCGUUCGCAUUUGACAUCCACAAGCUCAUCGACGACUGGGUGCUGCUGGUGUAUCUGGUCGGUAAUGAUUUUAUUCCGCACCUGCCACACCUGCACAUCAACGAGAACGCACUGCCGACCCUGUAUAAGGCGUACAUGGACGUACUGCCUCAGAUGGAUGGCUACAUCAACGAGGGUGGCAUCUUGAACUUGCCAAGGCUGCAAAUGCUUAUGCGACGGCUGGCUACUUUCGAUCGGGACAUGUUCAUGGAGCGUUACACGGACUUGAAAUACCUGGAGGGAAAGUGUGGCAAUGAUACUUUGGAAGCGUUUGACAUGUCAGCGAGUGAAAUUAUGGGAUCAAGUGACGUGGACAGAGAUCUGAUUGCACUGAUUAGAUCAUCGGAAAUGCUCGAUUCGGACGGAGAAGAUGGAGAAGCGCCGGCAACUUUAGCCGAUAUCGAAGAUGAUCCCGAGUUGUUUGAGAAGGAGUUUCAAAGUUACAAACGAAAUUAUUACAUGACGAAGAUGGGUUACGCCGAUUUUACCGAGGAGGUUCGCGCAGAGCAAGCGGAAUGCUACGUUAGGGCUCUUCAGUGGACGCUGCACUACUACUAUCGGGGUGUAGUAUCAUGGUCGUGGUACUACCCGCACCAUUAUGCACCAUUCAUCAGCGACGUCGAUAACUUCGACCAUCUGGUGCUGACGUUCGAGAAGGCGUGCCCGUUUUUACCCUUCCAGCAGCUGCUUAGUGUGCUGCCAGCGGCUAGCAAAAGUCAUCUACCGGCCGCCUACCAUCACUUGAUGACCGACCCGGCCAGUCCGGUGUACGACUUUUAUCCGCCCGAGUUCAGCACCGAUCUGAACGGGAAGCAGCAAGCCUGGGAAGCGGUCGUGCUGAUCCCGUUCAUCGAUGAGAAGCGCCUGCUGAAGGCAAUGCGUCCCUGCGAUGCAUUUCUCACCGAUGAGGAGAAACAGCGUAACGUGCACGGCCCAAUGCUCCAGUAUCAGUACGAUGCGACCAAGACAGAACCGGUAGAGGCUAAGUAUGGUAUGUCGUACGUAGAGCAGCUAACGGUGCGUAAGACUGAUAUCUACCUGAAGGAUUUGGCCGUGGAAGAAGGAAGAUUGGUGCUGGGGCCAUCGGCCGGUGCCAUCCUGGAUGGGUACGCCAAAGGGUUCCCAACCUUUAAACAUUUAAACUACCACGGUGUUUUGAAAGAAAUGCAUGUGAAAAUUUUUAAUUUUCCGAGCAAAAAUGACAGUAUGGUCAUUUUCGUAGACCAACCGGUCGACCAGAGCCCACCGGACACGGCCACACUUGCCAAUCAACUGCUGGGGAAAGUUGUGUAUGUCAGCUGGCCCCAUCUAAUGGAGGCAAAGGUUGUGCGCGUGGCGGACAAUAAACUUACGUACGAGCUUGAUGCGAACGAACCGAAAAAGACAGACGAGCGGUCGUUUAGCAUAUCCAGUAAAUCAAUCAUUGAGCAUAAUCAGAACCGACUGGCACUGAAUGUAGGACCGAUCAAGCAGCUGGUCUAUGUUCGAACAUGCGUGGGUUCGGAAUAUGUUUUAAAAGAUAACAUGUUCAUCCUUAACAGACUCUGGAAUAAUAUUGACGUGGCCCAUCCGGCCCAGACUAUUGUGUGUGACCUGCAGGACGUGAUGAAAAGUCUUAAGCCCUACCUAGAGAUCGAGGAAAUGUUCCCUCUCGAAAGUGUGGUGUUUCUACGCGGAACCGAAGACUACGGCAGCAUGGGCCAGGUUGCCGAAAUUUCUCCCACCAACAAGCGCCUAAAGGCACGCUUCCUCGUACACGAGGAACCGAAUCUGCAAGACGUAUUUCAGAUGCACAAACAGUCGCUGAGGAAUUAUCGCAGUGUCAACGAUACAGCCGCUCUGCUAGGCAUAUCUGCAGGGCUCCUGCUGCAGCUGACGGGUUCCAUACUGGUUGCGCCCGGUGGCCACCGCUCGUUCAACAUGGAUGACGAAAAAACGAUCAAUAUUGGCCUCCGGUUGCGUAUGAUCUCGCGCAACGAAGAAGCGGUCGGCUACUGCCGGAAGGUGAACAAAUCGUGGAUGUUUUCGAGCAAAACAGUCGAGCUGCUGCAGGCUUAUGAUGAACGGGUGCCAGGGUUGUUCGAGCGUCUCGAAGGCCUCCGGCGGAGCAACGUCUUCUUUGAGACGGACUUGUUCGGUGAAGGGAACGAGGGUAAGCUAAAGGAAUUGCAUCAGUGGUUGAAGGACCAAGAUCAUGUCAACGUAGAGCGACGCACUAGUGGCAUCUUGCUGCUAGAAGAGCAAGCCGUAGGAAAGCUCACCGAAGUUAUCGACCAGUACCGGGAGACGCACCAGGUGACGGUGCGUACAUUUUACGUCAACACUCGGGACCUCUACCGACCCGGAAUGAAAAAGGCGAAAAAGGUCGACCAUAUGGUCGAGUUUGAGCUGCUUGAUCGCGUGAUCGUGGUGCAGGAAACGGAGGAUGUACCGCUCGGACAGCGGGGAACGAUCGUUGGCAUUCACCGAGUGACCGAUCCGAACCCGGUGCGACGGGAAGCGAUCGGGCAGGAGGAUUAUUAUUUCGAGGUCCUCUUCGAUGAGCAGUUCUACAAGGGGGUCAAUAUAUACAAUCUUCCGUCUACCGAAAAGCGGGUGAUGCGGUUGGCACAGGGCGCAUUGCUUAACAUAUCUGGCGGCAGGGUUGUGUAUGGCAACCAUUACAAGGUGCCGAUGGCUGCAACUGAAGCGAGCACAAAUGGCGAAGUACCGCCACAAAGUUGGAGAAGUAAUCAGGAAAAACCAGCAGUCUCCACGGUGGCUGAAUCGCUCCAAAGACGUGUUAAUGAGCGAAUUGAAAAACGGAAUAAAUUUCGCAACACCACCGUUCUUGUGCCAACUGAUACAAUUGCUCCGUUCGUACCUUCCGCCGCUUCCGUGCUACAACUAGCUGUGGAAUCGAGUGACAAUAACUCUACCAAACAGCAAGGAGACGAGCAGCAAAAAGGGCAGUCCAAACAGGGAGAGUUUGAACGGUUGUGGCAAAAACUGAAGCAAUCGCCUAAAGCUAACACUACGCUGUUCGACGAAAAUGAUAUCCAAAGCUUUGCAAAAGCAAUUCGUAGUAAUAAGAACUAUGACGUUUUAAACUUCAGGGAUACUGGAAUGAAUGCAACUGCCCUCGACGACGCUCGUAGCCAAAAACCGGCAAACUGUGCACUUGCAAACGGUGGGACACCCAAACCGGUUGCUCUCAGAAACGAUAUGGAAGGUGACAAUAUGACUGGAUUGUUAAAGCAAGCUUUACGAAUCAAUCAAAAGGUAGAUAAUGUUGUUCCAUCUACAACGAUGAGCAGUUCAGUGAAUGCUUCGGAGCUACAGUUACCUGCCCCGGCUAGCCUCCCUAAACCACCAAUUCAGUGGCAGAUGCGCCGAGAUGGUGGAAAAGCAUCCAACAGCACCCCUCCAACACAGUUGGACACGAAGCCUUUACCUCCGAAAGGAAAUGAUGCAAUAACGUCUGCCCGGGCCGUUGUGCUCGGGGACAGUGUUAAUCCAAGCGCAUUUAUUGCUCAAUACGGAAAAAUACCGGGUCCCCCACCAAUGAUGUUUCCCCGUCCAGCCAAUCCCAUCGUAAUGCAUCAUCCACUUGCACCGGUCCCCGGAAUGAUACCGUUAAACUUCCAGUCGAACAUGAUGCACGCGAGCAAUCCUUUCGCCCAACCACCUCCCCAAACCCCUUUCUAUGCGCCACCCCCAAUGCAACACAAUUCCGACAUUGUACAACCAGGUGCUCUGUUCGGAGCUUUCCGUUCGCCUCAGCAACAGCAGCAGCGGGCACCACGUUACGGGCCACCACCGCAGCCCCAAAUGCAGCCGAUCAUGGAUGGGUUUAGACGAUAUCCUCAUUAUCAUCCUCAGCAACAUCAACCAAUGAUCGCUGAACCACCACCAAUGAUGCCCUCACAUUGCCCCCCGUCGGCCGGGUUGGGUCCUAAGGGACCGCAGAACCUUAGCUAUCGGAAUAAUCCUGCCGGCAAUGGUGCCUUUGUGCCGCUGCAAGCCAUGAAGCAAAGCGUGAAGAGUAAACCCACAAAUAAGAACAAUAGCAGCAAACGGAAUGACCGUAAGCUACCGGCAGAAGUAGUGGCCACGACCGACGUAACACCGCCACAGCAACCGGUCGGGAGCAGUUUUAACGAGAAAAAUGCUCGUGAGCGACAGGUGGUCGAACAGCGGCAGGUGGAGGCGGAUAAGGGUUUUGCUGAUUUUUUGGCUCCGAAUCCUCCUUCUCAAUCAAUCGGGGAAACCAAAGCGGUGGAGAAUACUGUUAAAACACAAAAAGACAAAAAACAUCACAAAAGUUCCGCCCAAGCUAAACUGGCAACAUCUGCUGGUGGUGCAGGGCAGGGUAAAGAUACCACAACAGAGGAGACAACAAACGUGUCGAAGACGAAAGCUCCUCUAAGAAGCAAUCGAAAUCGCAUCGCAGCGCGGUUUGGAUCUGCUCCGGAUGGUUGAAUGAUGCACCGGAAUGUAUUACUACAGACUUUUUUUGAAUUCAAUUUUAAACGACAACUUGAACAUUUUUAGACUGCAGCUGGCAGAAGAAUAAAAAAGUUGUUAAAACUA
Messenger RNA from Anopheles coustani, 5498 nucleotides. RefSeq names its product 5'-3' exoribonuclease 1 (gene pcm). Gene Ontology annotation, molecular function: 5'-3' RNA exonuclease activity; RNA binding. The transcript has 9 exons. Gene Ontology annotation, biological process: rRNA catabolic process; nuclear-transcribed mRNA catabolic process. Gene Ontology annotation, cellular component: nucleus. Lineage: Eukaryota; Metazoa; Arthropoda; Insecta; Diptera; Culicidae. The record is from RefSeq and is a predicted model, not a curated record. The coding region runs from base 84 to 5387 and encodes 1767 amino acids.